AUGACCGACGACGCUCAGGAAGAGGUGCCCCGCGACGUGCGACUGCUCCACCUCCUGCUCGCCUCGCAGGCAAUCCAGCACUACGAGGACCAGGUCCCGCUCCAGCUCAUGGACUUUGCCCACCGGUACACGCGCGGCGUGCUCAAGGACGCGAUGGUGUAUGGGGACUACGCAGCGGGCGACGCGGCCGCGGAGCUGUCCGUGGAGGACAUUCGGCUGGCGAUCGCGGCGCGCACGCAGUACCAAUUCAAGCCCACGGCGCCCAAGGAGCUGCUGCUGCAGCUGGCCGCGGAGCGCAACAAGAAGGCGCUGCCGCAGGUGGUGAACAUGUGGGGGACGCGGCUGCCGCCGGAGAAGUACUGCUUGACUAGCCGGGAGUGGCGGCUGGAGGAGGAGCGGGACGAGCAGGGGCACGCGGUGGGCGACGGCGCGGCGCGCUGA
This is a messenger RNA of Lachancea thermotolerans CBS 6340, 441 nucleotides long. It is a transcript of the gene TAF9, whose product is annotated as chromatin modification protein. Gene Ontology annotation, cellular component: SAGA complex; transcription factor TFIID complex. The transcript has a single exon. Gene Ontology annotation, molecular function: transcription coactivator activity; RNA polymerase II general transcription initiation factor activity; protein heterodimerization activity. The coding region runs from base 1 to 441 and encodes 146 amino acids. Lineage: Eukaryota; Fungi; Ascomycota; Saccharomycetes; Saccharomycetales; Saccharomycetaceae. The record is from RefSeq and is a predicted model, not a curated record. Gene Ontology annotation, biological process: RNA polymerase II preinitiation complex assembly; DNA-templated transcription initiation.